CAGAUUUUAGUUGUGCUUAGACAUUCGUUCGAAACGGCUGUGUUGCGGACACACAUUGUGCGUGUGUAUGCGUGUGUGCGUGUGUGGCAGUUGUGAUAAUAAUAAAUAGAUAUCUAAUCGAAACUUGACAGCAGCUACAACAUAAACCCGUUUAUUAAAUACAUAAUAAUGGGAUAUUUGACAUUUACAGAGAUGAAGUCUCUGAUUCUGCUCUGUUUUUGCCUGUCUUAUGUCAGCGCUUACAAUUUGUCUCCCCGCCCAAAUCGGGAGAUCAGAGAUCCACAAUUUGUGACAGUGAUGCCGAAAGUGCGUGCGUCAUAUUUCGGUUAUAGCAUCAGCUUGAGACCCAACGGUGUUAUAGUGGGUGCUCCUCAGGCACAGUCCACGUUGGAGGCCCAGAGUAAUGUGAAUGAGACGGGGGCGAUCUACAAGUGUUCGUUGUUGAACGGCACCUGCAGUCCAUAUGUUUUCGAUAGGCAUGGCAAUCGGAACAAUGAGCGGAGUGAGUACACAUGGGACUCGGAGCGAAGGGAUUAUCAGUGGCUGGGGGGAUCGAUGGAUGGCGGUACUAAGGACACGGACAAGCUUCUCGUCUGUGCGCCCCGAUUUAUAGCGCCCUCAUCGAAAGAUUACCAUAUGCAUGGCAUAUGUUACUGGGUGGCCGAUACACUUGGCGAGCAGCCGCAGAAUAUAACAAAGAUAUCGCCGCUGCGACUCAAAUCGGACCAGGUGAAGGAGGAAAACGAUCACAGAUACUACUACUAUAUACUGGCUGAGCAGGGACUGAGUGCUCAUGUCUCAGACGACAAUGAGCAGUUCCUGAUUGGAGCACCCGGUAUUCACACCUGGCGUGGUUCCGUCAUACGCUACCGUAAGGAAUCCCGGGUGGACGAUCCUUCAGCGAGUCGUCGGGACACUAGCAGUCAACUUCGAGAGAAAAAGAAAAGAGCAGGCGGUGAUUACAUCGACUACUCACCCGAAGUCACUUACAAGGUGGAUAUACCCAAUCCGGCCUCUUUUAACCAGUCGGACGACUCGUACUUCGGCUACUCCGUCGGCUCGGGUUACUUUGACAGCCAGGAUCUGAAGCGUCUCCUGUAUGUGGGCACUGCACCACAGGCUAAUGAGCAGUCCGGUGAAGGUUAUAUCUACGAUUAUAAGGGCAAUACCAUUGAGAAAAUUCACGUAUUCCGCGGAGAACAGUUUGGCGAAUACUUUGGCUAUGCGGUUCUGGCCGAGGAUCUCAAUGGGGAUGGACUCACCGAUGUCAUAAUAUCAGCACCUCAGCAUUCUUUCGAAGAAUCGCACGAUAAUGGCGCAAUUUAUGUGUUCCUCAACAAGGGAUGGUUCAACUUCGAGUCCAAGGUGAUCCGCUGUCCGUUGCCAGUUACCGCCAAGGCACGUUUCGGCACUACACUCUCCCGACUGGGCGACAUUAAUCACGACGGCUACAACGAUAUUGCUGUCGGGGCUCCAUUCGCGGGCAAUGGCUCCGUGUUUAUUUACCUGGGAGGGGAGCAGGGACUGCGGGAUCAGUACAGUCAGCGGCUGGACUCGCCCCAGAAACAGGCCUCCAAGUACGGCACUCACAUGUUUGGACAUGGAUUGUCGCGUGGCUCCGACAUCGAUGCGAACGGGUUCAAUGACUUUGCAAUUGGGGCGCCCAAUGCAGAGGCAUUGUUCCUAUACCGCGCCUAUCCCGUGGUCAGGCUACAGGCCAGCGUCAGAUCCCAGAAUCGGGAGAUAAAACCCGAGCAGAAUCGGGUGCAGAUCACUGCUUGCUAUGGACUUACAACCACAUCCAAAGCGGCCUCUGCCCAGCAACAGGAGAUGGCCAUGAGGAUCGUGAUCGAUGCCAAGCUGAAGCGGGCCAAGUUCUCGCAGUCGCAGUCCCACGAGCUGAGCUUCAAUGCCACGGCGGGAACAACACAACAAUGUCGGGUCUUCGACUGUGAGGUGCGCUACAGCGAGAAGGACAUAUUCCAACCCAUCGAGCUCGAGAUGCACUUCGACCUGACCAAAAAGGUGCCCGACUCCGAAGAGUUCUGUGAGACGUGUGUAGCUGUGGAUCCAGAGGAUGCCAAAGUUUACACUGAGAAAAUCAUUUUCAGCACGGGCUGUGCUACUGACAUUUGUAUUGCCGAUCUGAAGUUGACGGCAAAGGAUCUAAGCUCCAGCUUUGUACUUGGAAGUGCGAAGGUUCUGCGAGUGACCUAUGAAGUAAGCAACCAGGGAGAAUCCGCUUACCUCCCUCAACUCAACGUGACUAGCUCCCAUCGCCUGAACUUUGCACAGACACCUGGAAAUUGCAAGGUCAGUGAGGCAGUCAUGAUCUGUGAUCUGAAUAAUGGACGACCACUGGGUAAAGGCGACAAGGAUAGCAUUACCAUAAGCUUCGAUGUGAGCAGUCUCACGGGAAGAGCUCUGAACAUCAGUGCUGAGGUGUUCAGUACUGGCUCUGAGAAGAAUCCCAGUGACAACAAGCUGGAAAGCCUGAUUGCUCUCAAAGAGUACACAGAAAUUGAUGCCUCUGGUGGACAGACCAGUGCACAAAUCGACUUGGAGCAUUAUAAGAACUCGGCGGACAUAACCAACAACUAUGAGAUUAAGAGCAAUGGUCCCAGCACAAUCGAUGGUCUCGAGAUAGUCUUUCACAUUCCCGUUGCCUAUAAAAUAUCUGGCUCCACAGCCACCAUUCCGAUCAUCAAUGUAGGCAAUCUCAGCAUGCAGGCAACCUAUGAUUCACAGCUGGUUUCUAUUGAGCUGCUGGAUCAGAACAACACACAAAUCUUAAUGAACACCAUUGAGGUCUCCUCCACUCGCAGCAGCACCGAGAGGGUUCUAAUCAGCCAGAAUGGAGCUCACUAUGAUUCCAGCACCAGUGGACAUGUGCACGAAAGUUGGCAGAGUUUGGACUCGGAUUCCGUGGCCACUGCCUCUAUGAGCCGCAAGCGACGCGAUCUUAAAGCUUUAACCGCGAAUCGAGAGCAAUAUGCUCGAAUUUCGAAUAUCAAGGCUCACGAUUUACUCAGCGAGGACUUCAAGGGCAAGUUGCCCGUGAAUCGGACCAUUGUGUUCAACUGCAGGGAUCCCCAAAUGACCAUAUGCCUGCGUGCCGUGAUGCGGAUCUACAACUUUAAGCCGGAGAAGCCAGUCAAUCUGAAUAUGCGCUAUAGCGUCGAUCUGAAUGAGAUAAAUGCCAUCCUAAUUGAUCCCUGGGAGUUCUUUGCCAUUCUCAUCGAUCUCAAUGUGCGCAAGGAGGGCGAUCCUCUAGGAUCUUCGUUAAACAUCAAGCGCAAAAUUGAUCCGAACGUUAUAUCCAAGCAUUUGGUGAAGAGUUUACCAAUCUGGAUUAUUAUUGUGUCCGUGCUCGCUGGUGUAUUGGUGUUGGCUGCCAUGACUUAUGGCAUGUAUAAGCUGGGAUUCUUUGAGAGGCAUAAGAAGGAUGAGCUGGACAAGCUGGUGCAACAGAGUCCUGUCGAGCCCGAGGCUGAGAACCUUAACAGUGACAAUAACUAAGCUCAACAUUGUGAUAAUAAUAAUGUAUUUAAGCUACAUACGACAUCACAUUUUAAAUGGAGGUUGGAAGAGAAUCGAUACCAAACCCAAAUACGAAAUAUGAAAAUCAUAUACAACAUUAGUAUAUACAAAAACAAUAUAUCGACUAGUGUCAAAAUCAAUAGAUUGAUGUCUUUGUUACAGUAAACAAACACACAAAAACAAUAAUAUAGGAGUAAAUGAUUAUCUAGUGCCGCAGAGCAUCGAAUGCACCUGUGGGUUUGAUUGAAAAUGAUAAAGAUAAAGAUGGGAGCUAGUGCCUUGUAAUUUGUUAUUUUAUUGCAACUAAUUUAUGUACAGAUUAACUUGUAUUCAAGUCAAGCCAUAUUGCCAUUAUAUAUAAUUAUUUAUAAAAUAUUUCAUAUAAGAAUAAUUGUUUUUAUAGCUUUUUCUUAGUUUUAAGCAUAAAUGGCAACGAAAAAGACUUGAAAUUUGUAUACUAUGUGAAAAGAAAAUGAAAUCUAAAUACAUCCAAUACAAUAACAUAUAUUGUACACAAAAAUUCAUCCUAGUAUAGCAUAUAGUAUGAGAAAGUAUUAAAUAAAUGACUUUUUAAUUGACAAACU
Molecule: messenger RNA, 4124 nt
Organism: Drosophila innubila
Lineage: Eukaryota; Metazoa; Arthropoda; Insecta; Diptera; Drosophilidae
Product: integrin alpha-PS3
Exons: 8
Coding region: 169-3519 (1116 amino acids)
Biological process (GO): integrin-mediated signaling pathway; cell-matrix adhesion; cell-cell adhesion
Cellular component (GO): integrin complex; external side of plasma membrane
Molecular function (GO): integrin binding
Source: RefSeq, a predicted model, not a curated record